AUGAAUAUGCAAGAAACCAAUAAGCCAAGUUCAGAAAUAAUUACCGCAAUGCCCAUCACCCCGGGGGAAAUUAAUCAGAUAAGAAAAAUUUAUAAACUUGAUUUUCCUUGUCCGCAUUGUAAAGAAAAAAUUAAUGAUGACCAUUUUGGUCAAGAACAAAGAGUUUUUCAAUUAAUAGAUGAAAAAUUAAAAGAAAUCAUAGAAAAGCACCUUAAUUUACAAAAAAACUAUUUAAGAAAUGAAUUUAUUGAAGAAAUUAAAAAAAAUCGGAUUUACGAGGAUUUUCCGGAAAUUAAGCAAUUAAAGCAAAAUGUGGAAAAAUUAAAAAAUCAAGUGAUAGAAGCAAACUCCUCCGAAUAUGUAGAAGGGUUAAGUAGAGUUAGAGAAUUAAAAGGAGAAAAUGAAAAACUGCGCGAGCAAAACCAAAUGCUUCAACACCUUAGCAAAAAAGGCGGACAAGAAAAAGGCAAAGAAUUUGAAAAUAAUGAGUGGAUUGCCAAGUUAGAAAAGGAUAUGGAAACCCACCGGGCUGAUUAUGGCUUUAUUGUCGCUACUUGUGAAAAUGACAAACCCAUUAGGCCCUUAGACACUCGCAAAAAAAUUUACAUUAGCGGAGACAACAUUAAUAUUUUUAUAGUGGCUAAAAUUAUGCGGGAAUUAUUGAUUACUAAAUGUAAUUUUGAAACCCUGGUUAAAUCGGACGAAAAAGAACAAAAACUAAAAAAAUUAAAAGAUUGGAUAGAAUACAAAUUACCAAGGUAUAUUAGCAUUUUAGAGGAUGAGUUAAAUAACCAAGAAAAAGAAGCAGAUAUCAUAAUUAGAGAAGCAGGAAAAAUUAAAAAAUCCAAAGAAAGAAUUUGA
Molecule: messenger RNA, 861 nt
Organism: Funneliformis geosporum
Lineage: Eukaryota; Fungi; Glomeromycota; Glomeromycetes; Glomerales; Glomeraceae
Source: the annotation of a GenBank genome assembly